Messenger RNA from Maudiozyma saulgeensis, 2580 nucleotides. The record is from the annotation of a GenBank genome assembly. Lineage: Eukaryota; Fungi; Ascomycota; Saccharomycetes; Saccharomycetales; Saccharomycetaceae.
AUGGUGGCAUUAUCAAAAGACGAUAUGACUGAUAUCUCAUUGGUUGAUGAUGAUUUUGACAGAAUGACCCUUUUAGUGGAUCCUAAUACUACUUUAUUAAACUCUUUAUUAAACAUUUCGAUACAGGACGAUGUAAACACACAGCAGAUGAAAUUAGAUAAUCUUUAUCUAUUGACCAAGUUGGAUCGCAAUAUUAGGUAUCAGAUCAAACAUCAAUUUUUAUCAUUUAUAUCUAGAAUAUUUACGGAUGUUAGAUUAUAUGAAACAUUACAAAACAAUAGCAUCGAUAUCAAUUUGAAAUACUUUAAAUUGUUAAAUAAAAGUAUUGAUCUGGGCGGAGAAGUUAUUGAUCUUAAUGGAAGUUUACAAUUUCAACAUGUUUAUAAAUUUUUUAUUGAAUUUAUGGAAAAAAUGGAUAAUAAAGUGCCCACCGAUGGUAAAUACGCGACUUUAAUGGUAGAAUUAUUGCAAUAUUUCAUGUUUUAUAGAAAUAAAACUAACUUUUUAGAUUAUCCAUUGAUUAAAACAAUCUCAGAGAUUAUUAUUAAUUUAUCAGACAAACUAAACUAUACUAUUAAUUAUAAAUAUAUUGUCACUACAAAUAUUCCAACCGAUAAUGCACAUAAGGACACAUCAGUUAGUUAUAACAUCACCGGAGGAAAUACAAAAGAGAAUUUAUCUGUACCUAAUCCAUGUAUCAUAGAAAAUAUUUAUGAAAUAGACAUAUUACAAUAUUGUCUGGUACUAGUAACGUCCACUGAGAAACCAGAGGAUCCCUUCACGACUUUAUCGAAUGAUGUCGAUAUCAGAAUAUUCAUUCUAAGUCUUUUAAAACAUAGCAAUAUUAGUUUAAAAUGUUCUGCAUUGCAUUUCUUGUUAUAUCCAUAUUUUUCAACCAGUAUGGCAUGGCGAGAUACAAGGACGGUAAAUCAACUGAUGCCAUUCUUAUUAAAGACCUUUGAUUCUAAAUGUAUCCCGAGGUGGUUUGAUCCAUUCCAUACGUUAAUCACAUUGAUAGAGAUAUACAACCAAAAAAUGCCUGGUGGCAAUCCUGUGGUGGGUUUUCUGAAAAGAACAAAUCUCGUUCAUGGGUUUAUGGAUCUAUUCUUUGUAGAAUUGACAAAAUGUAAUGACGCCCAAACGAAUCAGGAACUAAUAACACAGUUCAUUAAAUUUUCUGCAUGUUGUUCUGCAUUUGAUGAAAUAUAUAGGUUGGAACUACUAAAAAAUGGGUUCCUUAUGCAUCAAUUGAAAAAGGAUAUAGAAGGUCAUAUAUCACUACUACAAGAUUUUUUAGUUAAUAAACAAAUAUUUGUAGGGAUGAACCGCAAUUUACCUGUUUUAAAUAACAGUGAGAAGGUUGUUGUAUGGUUAGAAUUGUUGAAAUCAUUCUCUAGAAGUACAGCUGCAUUAAGAACUACUUUGAAAAAGAAUAACUUAACCAAAAACAUUAUGACUUUACUAAAUUUAACGUACUCAAUAAUGAAAGAUUGUUAUUUUACGGGAUCUAAUUUUUUGCAAACUGAAAUAAAAAUAAUGGGGUUAUCCUUGGGUAUUUUAUGUAACUUUAUUGUUGAGUUUUCAAACGUUCAAUAUUUUCUUACUGAUCAAGGUAUUGUUGAUCUCUGUAGCGACAUCCUAACAGAUCCCUUAUUUAAUCCAAAAAAGACUUGGAGAAAUUUGACAAGGAAAAUGGCCUUCGAUGAUUUAUAUGUGGAAGAGGUUAAAACAAAUACAUUGUGGGUUAUAAGACAUCUAAUGUAUAACAGUCAAAAUCAUGAGAAAUUAGAAUUAUUAGACAAGAUAAGUAUUGACACGAUUUUAGAUUUUGUUAAUGACCCAUGCUGGACAGUUCAACAACAAUGUUUCCAGGUUCUCAAGAAUUUAACAUGUAACUCUAGAAAAGUAAUCAAUUUUUUACUAGAAAGAUUUAAAAAUGUGAGGUACAUGGUUGAUCCGGUUGACGGUUCAAGAGUAGCAGUAGGAUCGACAUAUUUAUUUGAAUUUUUGGCUAGAAAGUUGCGUUUGUUAGAUGUGCAUGAUUUAUCUCAGAAAAGAACUUUAGAGGCUAUUCUUUAUAUUAUUGUGAAUAUUGCCGCUGUGAAUGAAAAUAAGAAGGAACUCGUUUUAGAACAGACAGAUAUCCUAAGACUCAUAUAUCAGAUCCUAUCGGAAACCCCAGGUAAUUCGGAAAAAUAUGGCAAUAAUAGUGAAUUGAAGCUAGCCUGCUUAUGGAUACUCCAUAAUAUUUUAUGGGAUUCUAACAUGCAGGAAGAUUCACAGAGUGUACUGUACUCAAAUAGUCAGGAAAGACAUGGCUCAAAUAGUGAGAACAGUAGCACGUCUACAAGUGCUUCUUCACAAACUCUCGAAAGGGUUGAGUCUACCAGAAAUUAUUCUGGUAUUCGCCCAAAUACUUCCAUGAAAACUGUGGCUCGAUGUGAACGUUUGCAAGAACUUGGUUUCCGUGACUUGGUUAAGACAGCCGUUUUGGACACAAAUAUUAAUGUAAGACAAAAGGCUACUAAUUUAGAUGACCUUAUGUUUAAAUUGCUCAAUGGUACGUAUGAACUCGAUUAG